AUGGAGAAACAAAAGAGAAAACCGCGCUGGAGCAAGUUAAGAAGAAAAAUCACUCACCCCCUGCACAAGGGAUCGGAGGGGAAUGUACAUAAAGUGGGAGUUCCAAAUAGAAGUUUCAGUCUAGUUUCAGUCAUUUUUUGCGCCGCAUUUGUUGUUUAUGUUAUCCAAUAUGAUGAAACAGAUAUUCACUCUGUCAGAAGAAUUCUAAGCGAAGAUACUUUUCCCAGCACAGAAGAGCCACCUGAAAAUCCUACCAACUCCUGCACUCCUCGUCACAACAUUGUCUUUCUGAAGACUCACAAAUGUGCCAGCUCCAGCAUACAAAAUAUCUUCAAUCGUUACGGGUACAGACAUGGUCUAACCUUUGUCCUUCCGGCAAAAGGCAGCUACAUAGGUCAUCCGGAGCCUUUUAAUUGGUCCAUGGUGCCUGAUGUCCGGAAGUUUGGGCUGCACUACAACAUCUUGACUCACCAUUGUCGUUUAAACUAUGACGAAAUGAGGAGGAACUUGCCGGAUAAUGUAGUCUUCAUAACCAUAGUCAGAAAUCCAGUUGAGUUGUAUGAAUCACUUUUUUCCUUUUACAGCCUACAUCGAUUCUACAAAGAAAGAUUUGAUACUUUAGGAAAACACCAGAAACCUCCUGGGUUCUACGAAAAGCGAAUGGGAGGUAAAAUUGGCUUCAACCAGAUGCUGUUUGACCUGGGAAUGGACGAUAAAGCCUUCGGCAACACUUCAGCUGUCAUGGAUUACGUACGUUUCAUAGAUUCCGUCUUCGAUUUGGUGAUGGUGAGAGAAAGAAUGGACGAGUCUUUGGUGCUCUUAAAAGAACUGCUUUGUUGGGAUAUCGACGACGUCAUAAUAUUCCAUCUAAAUGCUAGAAAUGAAAGAUUCAAAAGGAAGCUAAGCAGUGAUCUCUACCAACGACUUGUGAAAUUCAACAGUGCAGACAUGAUCCUUUAUAAAUAUUUCAACAGACGACUUACAGAGAGAAUAAACGAAUUUGGUCCGGAAAGAAUGGUCGAGGCAGUCGAAGAACUCAGAAAUCGAACUCGCAUGUGGUACGAUUUAUGUGUACAGAAGCAAGAAUUCCAGUCUAAAGUCAUCAAUGCCAGAAGGUAUUUCACCAACAAAAUGGUUAUGGCAUAUGUAAAGAAGAAGGAGGUCAACGCAACUUGCGAUGAUCUGACGACCCAAGAGCCCAUAUUUACUGAAAAGCUGGUGUACAGGCAAAGAUUUAUGUUUCCAAGACCGAAACCGUACAGAUCGAGAUAUAAAUAUCGAAUGCAUCGGUGGCAUUGAUGGGUGCCUUACACAGAUUGCUUAUUUAAUAUGUUCCUGUUUAUUACCAAUGACGGUAAAUUUAUUGA
Argiope bruennichi is the source of this 1367-nucleotide messenger RNA. RefSeq names its product galactosylceramide sulfotransferase-like. Gene Ontology annotation, biological process: glycolipid biosynthetic process. The transcript is spliced from 5 exons. The record is from RefSeq and is a predicted model, not a curated record. Lineage: Eukaryota; Metazoa; Arthropoda; Arachnida; Araneae; Araneidae. Gene Ontology annotation, cellular component: membrane. Gene Ontology annotation, molecular function: galactosylceramide sulfotransferase activity. Bases 1 to 1299 code for a protein of 432 amino acids.